AUGGCCCCAAAACUGUGGACAUCAACCGAUUUCACCUUUGUCGAUCCGGUCUUUGGCUCUCGAGCUCUAGAGUUCGUGUUGAAUGGUGUGGACAAAGGAAAGUACAAGGCUAGGGCUGGCAAUAGAAGAACAACUUGGUUUAUGCUGAAUCCCAGUAUGCAAGAUAUGGCAAUGCAAACAAAGAUACACCCAAAGGAGGGUGUGAUUGUUUUCCAAGUGACUUGCUUCAGCCCUAAUCGGAGUGAACGCAACACAUAUGACUAUAAAGGAAACGCUAGAAAACAACCAACCAAUGUCGUCCAAAUUGCCGAGAAAGCAGCCAUCCAAUAUCCGAAUUGUCGAAUUGUCGAAUUGUCCCGGGGGCUCGAAGGGGCGGGUUCGUCCAGAGAUUCAUGCGAUAUUGCCCGACCAGGACUGGGAGGAUUCCGCUCAGCGAUGCUGGUUGGGAUCGUAAUAAAGGCCCGUGUUGGGAACUGUGUCGGCAUCGACAUCGUCCACGAGGCGGUUGAGCAACUCUCGCAGGUUUCCAUUCUCCGCACCGGAUCGGAUGGUGCUGACAAUCAGAUGUACUGUCGCGUCAUCACUAUCCCGGAUGAGGGCGAGGAGAUCUUCGGUGAAGUUGCGAUAGUACUCCAACUGAUCUUGCAUUCUCCUCGCAGAGGCCUUGCGACGUCUGUCAUUGGCUUCAUCGAAAAAGCACUCGCGGUUAUGGGUCCUGCAUUCAUCACAUAG
This is a messenger RNA of Penicillium canescens, 732 nucleotides long. RefSeq lists its product as uncharacterized. The transcript is spliced from 2 exons. The record is from RefSeq and is a predicted model, not a curated record. The coding region runs from base 1 to 732 and encodes 243 amino acids. NCBI's taxonomy places the organism in Eukaryota, Fungi, Ascomycota, Eurotiomycetes, Eurotiales, Aspergillaceae.